GAACACACUGAGAGGAGCAGGGAAGGGUUUGGAUAGGCGCGCAGUCCCAGAUAGAAAACAGAGGGAUGGUGCGCUCUCUAACCUUCCUUCCACUGUGAUUUUUAUCAUAUAUAUUUUUUAAAUAAAGUGCACGUUUUGCAGCUUGUCAAACUUUAAUGCUCAUCUAUUUCUAAGAGUCCAAACUAAAUCAACUAAAAUGUCAACGACGCACGAAAGCUCCCCUGCGCCCAACCAGAGCCAUCUCUUCACGCCCAGCUCUGACACAGCGGACCGCUCCGGGAUGGAGACGCGGAUCAAGCUCCUGCUUUUCGGCUUGUGCGUAACCAUAGCUGCCGCCACCUUAGUUGGAGGCGUGUACUCGCUCCUUUCGCUCCUUCGGAUGAGGAGGAAAACCUCGCUGUGUGUCAUAGUGGCUUCCAUGUCGGUGGAUGACCUGCUGAGCGUCAUUCCUCUUUCCCUUUUCAUGCUCCUGCAGUGGGAGACCCGGUGGGGUGAAGGGUCGGGCAGCCUGUGCACCCUGUCCGGACUCCUCUAUGUAUUCCAGGGGGUUUCCAGCAACAUGAAGGCUUGCUUAAUAGCAGCUUACACUUUUUAUGUCACCAAGAGAUUCGGGGUGCUUCAGUCUUCACGCCGGCCGCUGAGAGUCCUGUGGGCUAUCGGCGGUGUGUGGGCGGUGAGCCUGGCCGUCAGCAUGCUGCCUUUGUGCGGAUGGGGCAGCUUCACUCCAGCCUCUCUGGGCUGUUUCCCGGAGAGCGACAGCUUUUACACCGUGCUGCUCUUCUCGCUGUAUCUCAUGUGUUUUUGCGGCUUUUUGGUUUUCUUUAUUCCCCUCACGUAUCAGUUGCUGUGCUCCAGAGAGCCUCAGAGGACGUUACUCUACUCGAGCUAUCUGGACAUGGCCAGGGGGCUGAGCGGCUCUGCUGCGCUCUGUGAGCUGCCGUCCUUCUCUCGGGACAGCAUGGACAGAAGUUUCAGUGCCUACAACGAAAUGAGCCCGAGUUCUUCUGGGACAGGAGUUAGGCAGAAAGAAGACGGCCGUCUUUCCCCCGUGUCUGGCAGUGGGCGGGGGGAAGAAGCUUCAGUUGGGGAUACACCUGUUGUGUUCGCGCAGAAGCGCUUCUCUAUGAUUCUGGCUGUUCUUCGAGUCAUUUUAUGGAUGCCCAUGAUGACUUUAGUCCUCAUACGGCAUGCAGCGGAUGCUCGCAGCUCUUCACUGGAGACUCUGAGCUUCUUUCUGACUCUGCUUGCACCUGCGAUCACUCCCCUAUUCGUGCUGUCUGAGCGCUGGAUCCAUAUGCCAUGUGGCUGCUUCAUUAACUGCCAGCGGGACCUAAAACAGGAACCUUCAGGCAUGAAAAGAAAAUUACAGUUCAGCCUUUCAUUGCAACAAGGCUAUGGAGUGUAUAAGCUGUCCCAUGCCACCAAGUCUCUAAGCAGCCCUCCUGUAGAGAAACCAUCUUAUCACAGCCUUUUUAAUUGUGACUUCCCAAAUACUCACCUUUGUGCACUGGAACCUGGUGGACUCUCAAGACUGAAUCCCAGUUUUGAUUUCAGCACCCCACUCCCAGUGGACAGCUCCUCUCAUGCCAGACUAUUUUUAGAAGCCACGGCUAGUGUAGUUGGGGCAGUGGCCGAUCAUCCCGUACUCCCCCAUGAGAACCACAAGGAUGAGGAAUUCCACUGUGUUCCCUCUCUGUCUUCUCAUCUGCGGGAAAAGGAUCACACUCUCAACGAUUCAUCAUCAGUUUUCGAUGGGCCUGAGAGGAGGCUCUCACAUGAGGAGUGCAGGAAAAUUGAGCUGACGGAUUGGGAGUGGUGCAGAAGUAAAUCAGAAAGAACACCCAGACAGCGCUCAUCAGGUGGUCUAUCGAUACCCCUGUGUGCCUUUCAGGGCACUGUAUCUCUCCAAGCACCCACUGGCAAGACGCUAUCGCUUUCCACCUAUGAGGUCAGCAGCGACGGCCUAAAAAUCUCUCCCAACAACGCUAAAAAGGUGGAAGUGUAUCGCUCAAAGUCUGUUGGCCAUGAGCCCAGUGCAGAUGACCCAGGAUCUGGAGGCCACACCGGAGAAGCCAACGUCAGCUGCGUAGGAAUGGAGAUUGGCAUGGGGAUGGGAAUAGGAGCAGGGGUUGGGGAUACCAACGUCAAAAUACACCUUGAGGUUUUGGAAAUCUGUGAUAACGAGGAGGCCAUGGACAGCGUCUCUAUUGUCUCUAACAUCAGCCAGUCUUCGACCCAUGCCCGCUCGCCGUCGCUGCGCUACUCUCGCAGGGAAAACCGCUUUGUUUCGUGUGACCUAGGUGAGACUGCGUCCUACUCCCUGCUCAUCCCGAGCGGUGGCAACACUGAAGCAGAGACCAUCAAUAUCACUAUUCCUGACACAGUGGAAGCCCAUCGGCAGAACAGCCGACGGCAGACACACGAGAGCUCAGGGUAUCAUGAGGAUAUUCAGCUGCUUAAUGAGGCUUACAGAAAGCAGGCAGGCGAGGGAGAAGAGUGAGAUAUGUACACAAUAACAAAAGGGGGGCCUCUCGGGGUGGAGGUUGAAAGAGCAACUCAGGCAGUAAAGUCAGUAUGACAAAUUUCCUAAUCAUUCCACAUUUUUUCCUUUACGAUCACAGCUUUAAUAGAGCUAAGACAUGAUAUGAACAGACUCGUUUAAAAUCUUUUAAUAGCCUCUUUGCCUUCCUGUGUACUUGUUCAGGUGAAAUGAUGAAAGCACAUGCAUAUCCUACAUACAAAAAUAUCCCUCCAAAAGGGCAUCUUGAUAGUUUUUCAACCUGUUGAAUGUUUUUGUAGAACACUUGGAUAAAGGUAUUUACUUUUUAACAGGAAAGUAAUCCUAAAUUUACUGCCAGAGCUGCAAUAAAAAUAUUGAGGGUGAAGUAUAUUAAUGUGUUAGGAUCGCACAUUAAAAGUCCAGAUAUAAAUCUAAUCAAGAUGCUGUUUUAAGAGUUGAAAAUAUAUUGAAUCUAAUUUAGCUGGACAGCUACGUCUUGGUGGAUUUGCAGUUGUGCAUUCUUUCCUUUUCCAGAUGAUGGGACGAGUAGUGUUGGUCAAGUGCACCUUUGUACCUUGAUUCAAGCUCUAAUUCAUUGCCGUGGAUUUUAUUUUCAGCUAUUACAUUAAAUAGGGACUGAAUAGAAAUAAAGGCCUUUGGUUUUUAGUGUUGUAGAAAUAUAAAAACAGUGUAUUCUUUUCCAUUCAUAAUUAUGUACCUACUGCUUUGUUUUGAUCUUUUAACCCCUCAAAAAAAAACUUUAAGUUUAUGGUUGUAACUAGGCAAAGUCUGGAAAGCUAAAGAGUUAUGAAUGCUUUUUCAAGGCAGUGAGAUACAGUGGCUUACAUGACUUAAAUAGUAUAAAAAGACAAACUAGUACCAUCAGCAUUUUGGCUCAGAUUUUUAUUAUGUGGCAACUUGUCACCAUGGAGCAGAUGCAGCAGGAGAGAAAAAACAGGUUGAAAAACUAAGAGCUGAGGUCUGAUCACAUUUCUCAUCUAAAAACAGCUCACGUGGACUACGUCACUAGUGACUCAGUGGUGAGGGGAGGGCCCACCUGACCCAUCUGUCUGACUCAUUCAAGUGUGUGUUGAGAAUAAGGAUGAGAGUGGCUGCUGUGAUGUCAGACAGACACCAAAAGUAUUCAUCUUGCAAUGAAAAAAGGUGUGUGCUCAUUUAAAAAUUCUUGUAUUUUCCAUUAAAACCAGCCACAGUGGCAAAAAUUUUUAAACUGAUCUGCUCCAAGUCAGCAAACUGUCUAGGUUGAAAAAUUAAUAGAGAAUCAGGUAAUAUUUUUAAUUAAGAUAAAAGACUUACUGUUUUGUCUCAGUCAGCUUCUAUGUUGUGCAAAUGAUUGACUGUAUAUUUUAUUUUAGCCAACAGAUGAAGAUAUAACUUUACAUUGCUAAGCCACCUGGAGCAAUCAUUUCUCAAUUUGCUUAGUUUGCUUCCUAUCAAUCAGUGACUAUAUACAUGCAUACAUUCAGUACACAGAUAAGGCAAACUCUAUCACCAUUGAGCCUUCCAUAAACAUUUUGAAUCAAUAUAGUGAGUGAAAUUUAGAAGCUAUAUCUAUCCUCAUAGGUAAUAGACGGGUGUUUAUAUUAUUACUACGAUGCACAUUCCCAUGUAUUUAUAGUUAAAAAAGCAGAGAUUUAGAUAUUGUAAUUUUUUUCAUUCCAAUUGAAAUGUAUUUAAUUUCAUUUUAGAAUUGUGUCUCCAGUAUUUUAGCUUAAUUCAGCAUGGGCUGAACUGUGUGGAUUUCAUUUACGGACCUUUUGAGUCAUUCACGGCUCCCCUCCUCCUGAAGACUGCCAUCAUUAAAUUUUCAUUUCAGGAAAUUACCUCCACCAGUAUCUGAAAUCCAGUCUUAUUUGAGCCGCUCCAGGGAAGAUCGUAGGAAAAAAUAAUGUACAGGCAUAUGAGUAAUGAUGAAUGUAGAUCUGUGUUUGUGGCAACUUUUUUUUUUAGCUGUUAAUUGUGCCAAAGGUUGCAGUUUAAGCACUACUUCAACUCUGAAGCCUAAUUAAUUCUAUCAUCUGUAUGUUUGUCUGUGUUAUGGUUU
This is a messenger RNA of Cyprinodon variegatus (sheepshead minnow), 4565 nucleotides long. It is a transcript of the gene gpr149, whose product is annotated as G protein-coupled receptor 149. Gene Ontology annotation, biological process: neuropeptide signaling pathway. Gene Ontology annotation, cellular component: membrane; neuron projection. Gene Ontology annotation, molecular function: G protein-coupled receptor activity; neuropeptide binding. The transcript is spliced from 5 exons. NCBI's taxonomy places the organism in Eukaryota, Metazoa, Chordata, Actinopteri, Cyprinodontiformes, Cyprinodontidae. Bases 197 to 2500 code for a protein of 767 amino acids. The record is from RefSeq and is a predicted model, not a curated record.